Molecule: messenger RNA, 1125 nt
Organism: Morus notabilis
Lineage: Eukaryota; Viridiplantae; Streptophyta; Magnoliopsida; Rosales; Moraceae
Product: GDSL esterase/lipase At5g55050
Exons: 5
Coding region: 1-1125 (374 amino acids)
Molecular function (GO): hydrolase activity, acting on ester bonds
Source: RefSeq, a predicted model, not a curated record
AUGGGGUCGGAGAGAUGGGCAUGGAUGGUUUGGUUUUGGGUGAUUUUAAGUAUUGGAAAUAUGGUUGGGAUAAUGAUAUUACAUGUUUCAGCUAAUCCAGCAGUGCCAGCAAUCUAUGUAUUUGGGGACUCAACAGCAGAUGUUGGAACCAACAAUUACUUGGCUGAGUGUGGAGCCAAAGUCAAUUUCCCGCAUCAUGGCAUUGAUUAUCCAGGCUCCAAACCAACCGGCAGGUUCAGCAAUGGCUAUAACUCUAUUGAUUUCCUAGCCCAGUUUCUCGGUUUCGAGGAGAGCCCGCCACCUUUUCUCUAUCUACUAAGGAAAGAUAAGAAGAAUUUCAUGAGGAAUGUCCUCAACGGAGCCAACUUCGCCUCCGGCGGAGCAGGACUUCUCGGCAUUACGGGAAAAAGACCAUAUAAAAGGGUAAUCUCAGUUGCAGAACAAGUGCAACAAUUUGCAAAGGUUCGCAAUGCUUACACGAAAUUGCUAGGUAAUCAAGCAGAAGAUAGGCUCUCUAAGUCUCUCUUCCUCAUUAGCGUUGGAAGCAAUGACAUCUUUGAAUAUUUUCUUUAUAACCAAACACAAAUCAAGAGCGAAAAUUUCAUCUCUACUCUUCUCUAUUCUUAUGAAUAUCAUCUAAGGGGGUUGUUACGGCUCGGAGCGAAAAGACUUGGCAUCGUCUCCGUCACUCCGAUCGGGUGUUGCCCAAUCAUACGCAUUCGAAGCGAGAAUGAAGAGUGCUCGGACACAAUGAACGCAUUUGCUAAGAAAUUCAAUUUAGGGCUGGAAGCCCUCUUGAAGAAAUUGAGCACAGAAGGCGCAAAACCAAUGAAAUAUUCGAUUGCCAAGUCAUAUGACAUGACAUUAAGUGUUCUUAACGACCCUCUUUCAUACAAUUUCAAGGAUGGAAAAAGUGCAUGUUGUGGUAACGGAGGAAGACUAAAUGCGGAGGAAAGGUGCAAACCAGAUUCUAAGGUGUGCAAAGACCGAAAUGCCCUUCUCUUCUGGGACCAAUUCCAUCCAACUGAGGUCGCUUUUAAGCUUGCAGCUAUGGCUCUCUAUGGCGGUGGCGACCAACAUAUCGCUCCCAUGAAUAUUAGUCAAUUAGCUAUACUUAAGUUCUGA